Messenger RNA from Ooceraea biroi (clonal raider ant), 571 nucleotides. RefSeq lists its product as uncharacterized. The record is from RefSeq and is a predicted model, not a curated record. NCBI's taxonomy places the organism in Eukaryota, Metazoa, Arthropoda, Insecta, Hymenoptera, Formicidae.
UUGUCUGAAAUAUUUAAUACCAAUGAUUGUGAAGACGGUUUGGUUCGGUCGAAAGCACAUUCUUUUAUAUGGCGAUCUGCUUCAAUUACCUCCUGUACAUCAAGGUCCUAUUUUUGUACGAUUACCAAAUGACAAAAUUAAUAAAUGUGUAGGUUCUUUAACUGCUGUUAAUUUGUGGACUACAUUAUUUGAUUAUGAUGAGUUGACGAUCAAUAUGCGUCAGCAAGGGGAUGACUCUUAUCGACAGUUGUUGUCAAGAAUUCGUAUUGGUUUAUUGACAAAGUCUGAUUGCGAGAUUCUUGAAAAUAGACAAAUAUCGUUUAAAGGUGAUUCUUUUGAAUCUAGAUUAACCGAAUUACGUAAUUUUAUUAAUGAUUUUCCGUUGGACAUUGUUUGUUUAUUGCCUACUCGUCAUAUGUGUGAUGUUCUUAAUGCUGCAAUGUUAAACCGCAUUGCUUCGAAAGAGAUAUUAAUUGCCGAAGACACGAUUGACUGUAUAUCAUAUGUGAGAAAGAAAGUAUCAAAAGUAUUAUCGAAUAAUGAUGAUGAUAAUUCUAAAACUGGACUUUAA